This is a messenger RNA of Rubroshorea leprosula, 1336 nucleotides long. Lineage: Eukaryota; Viridiplantae; Streptophyta; Magnoliopsida; Malvales; Dipterocarpaceae. The record is from the annotation of a GenBank genome assembly.
UUGGAGUUGGGACUCGGGAGAGUUUCUAGAGGGGAGACAUGCCCAAUUUCUUCCCAACACCUUCUUCCUGCCUCCUCAUCAGAUCCUAAAGUUGCUAGUCUCCCAGAGGCCAUAAAGAAUCUGUCUGCUGUUAAGGAUAUUCUGGCAGUGCUUUUGGAAACUCUGUAAAAUAGAUGGCUGUUCGGGUUCAAAACUUGCCCAAGAAAAAUCUCGGUCAAAUUUCUGUUGAUUCACAGCCCCAUUUGUCUAUUAGUUAUCCAAUGUGGUGGAAUUCAAAUGAAGACCGGAUUGCACAGUCUUUGUCCAAUAUAAGCUUGAAAAUUGAAUCUCCACCCCAAUCUUUUCAUGUUGCAAAGUUUCUAGGUUCCCAACUAUCAGCCCAAGAAUCAUCCACAGUUCAUUUAAUUGAUCAAUCUCAUCAUGAAGUGGGUGUCAUGGGAGGCUCCAAUUCUCAAUGCAAUUCUUCAGAAUCUGGUGAAGAUGAAUACUGUGAAAGGGGCACUGAGGGUCUGAAGCCUGUUUUCAUGCUCAGCAACUCAGAUCCUAUGUUCAAUCCUACACAUAUUAAUAAUAACAACAAUUCAAUGGCUUUUGCUCGAUAUCCUUAUGCUGAUGCAUACUUUGGUGGGUUAUAUACUCCGUAUGGACAACAGGUUCUUACCCAGAUGGGACCUCAGAUGCUGGGGACUCAGCCUACUCGAAUUCCACUGCCCCUUGAUCUUUCAGAGGAUGGACCUAUUUAUGUGAAUGCUAAACAAUAUCAUGGGAUUCUCAGAAGACGACAGUAUCGUGCAAAGCUCGAGGCACAAAACAAAAUUGUCAAAAGUCGUAAGCCAUACCUCCAUGAAUCCCGGCAUCGCCAUGCAGUAAAUAGGGUCAGGGGAUCUGGUGGACGUUUUCUCAGCACAAAGAACCUCCAACAACCUGAUCAAAAGAAUGAAACCUCAGAAUUCAUCAGUCAUUACUCAGGAACUGUUGACUAUGUUGGUCCAAGAGCAAACUGCUCAGACACCACAAGAACCUCUAACAAUGAUGUCAUUUUCCAGCAGCCAGCACAGAUGUCAUUAGGCAUCUCUCCUCUUGCUGUUGCAAACAUGCAAAGCAGUAAGAAGAUUACGUGCAAUGGAACUCAGCACUAUGCUUCAGUUGUCCGGUGACAAAUCGGAACUGGCAAUUCAUCCUUGGCUUUAUCACUCUGCCUGAUGUUACUCUUGUUUAUCGUAGGGAUACCAACGUGGAUUGUGCUUUAAGGCCAAAAAAAACAUGGAUUAUGCUUGAAAUCUUAAUUUUGGUGAUGCCUGACUUUGUUAUUAUAAGGUUAAUUAUUUUAAGAUGA